Messenger RNA from Orycteropus afer afer, 1482 nucleotides. RefSeq names its product cholinergic receptor nicotinic epsilon subunit (gene CHRNE). Lineage: Eukaryota; Metazoa; Chordata; Mammalia; Tubulidentata; Orycteropodidae. Gene Ontology annotation, cellular component: neuron projection; postsynaptic membrane; synapse. The coding region runs from base 1 to 1482 and encodes 493 amino acids. The record is from RefSeq and is a predicted model, not a curated record. The transcript has 12 exons. Gene Ontology annotation, molecular function: transmembrane signaling receptor activity; acetylcholine-gated monoatomic cation-selective channel activity. Gene Ontology annotation, biological process: nervous system process; chemical synaptic transmission; signal transduction.
AUGGCGGGAGCUCUGCUCUGUGUCCUGCUCCUCUUGAGGCUCUCGGACAGCAGUGAGGGCAAGAAUGAGGAGUUGCGACUUUAUCAUCAUCUCUUCGAAAACUAUGACCCAGGAAGCCGACCGGUGAGAAGGCCUGAAGACACUGUCACCAUCACCCUCAAGGUCACCCUGACCAAUCUCAUUUCACUGAACGAGAAAGAGGAGACCCUCACUUCCAGUGUCUGGAUUGGAAUUGGUUGGCAUGAUUACCGACUCAACUACAGCAAGGAGGACUUCGGGGGCAUAGAAACGCUGCGGGUCCCUUCAAAACUCGUGUGGCUACCAGAGAUUGUGCUGGAAAACAACAUUGACGGCCAGUUUGGCGUGGCCUACGAAGCGAACGUGCUAGUCCUGGAGGGCGGCCAGGUGACCUGGUUGCCCCCAGCCAUCUACCGCAGCACCUGCGCCGUGGAGGUCACCUACUUCCCCUUCGACUGGCAGAACUGCUCCCUUGUGUUCCGUUCUCAGGCGUACAGUGCCCAAGAGGUGCAGUUCAUCUUUGCCGUGGACGAUGCUGGCGAGACCAUCAACAAGAUCGAGAUAGACACUGAAGCCUACACGGAGAACGGCGAGUGGGCCAUAGACUUCUGCCCGGGGGUGAUCCGCCGCCACGACGGAGGCUCAGCUGGCGGCCCAGGGGACACCGAUGUCAUCUACACGCUCAUCAUUCGCCGGAAGCCGCUCUUCUACAUCAUUAACAUCAUCGUGCCUUGCGUGCUCAUCUCGGGCCUAGUGCUGCUCGCCUACUUCCUGCCUGCACAGGCCGGCGGCCAGAAAUGCACUGUCUCCAUCAACGUCCUGCUCGCCCAGACCGUCUUCCUGUUCCUGAUUGCCCAGAAAAUCCCAGAGACGUCUUUGAGCGUGCCCCUGCUGGGCAGGUACCUGAUUUUCGUCAUGGUCGUUGCCACGCUCAUCGUCAUGAACUGCGUCAUCGUGCUCAACGUGUCACUGCGGACGCCCACUACUCACGCCAUGUCCCCGCGUCUGCGCCAUGUUUUACUGGAACUGCUGCCGCGCCUCUCGGGCUCGGGGCCGCCUCCCGAAGCUCCGCGGGCAGCCUCGCCACCGAGGCGGGCGUCUUCUGUGGGCAUCCUGCUGCGCGCAGAGGAGCUGAUUCUAAAAAAGCCGCGCAGUGAGCUCGUGUUUGAGGGGCAGCGUCACCGUCACGGGACCUGGACUGCUGCACUCUGCCAAAGCCUGGCCGCCGCCGCCCCCGAGGUCCGUUGCUGUGUGGAUGCUGUGAACUUCGUGGCUGAGAACACACGAGAGCAGGAGGCCACUGGCGAGGAGGUGUCCGACUGGGUGCGCAUGGGGAAGGCCCUGGACGGCGUCUGCUUCUGGGCUGCACUGGUGCUCUUCAGCUUGGGCUCCGGCUUCAUCUUCCUGGGGGGCUUCCUCAACCGGGUGCCCACCCUGCCCUUCCCACCGUGCACAGAGACCUGA